UGGAAUCAUAUAUAAUCACCUUGCAUAGUUGUAUUCAGCUAUACUGAUUUGUUCUUUUACAGAAGUUCAAAGACAUCAUCAUGGCAUGUGCUUUUGGAGACAUCAUGAAAAUAGACACCACCGGGGCAUCAGAGGUGACAGCAAAACAGGACAAAUUAACCAUAAAGGGUGCUGAAGCCUCCAAAAAACUGGCUGAGCACGACCUGGCCCGGAUGGAGAAAUACAAGGGUAUAAUCACCAAAGUUGGCAAAGCAAAAAAGAUGGACCCAGCCGUGAUUGCUGCCAUUAUAUCCAGAGAGUCGAGAGCUGGAGCAGUACUGAAGGAUGGUUGGGGUGACCAUGGCAAUGGAUUUGGCCUAAUGCAGGUUGAUAAACGCAACCAUAAGUUAGUAGGUGCAUGGGACAGUGAGCAGCAUUUUGCACAAGGAACUGAUAUACUCAUUGAUUUUAUUAAGGGCAUUAAAGCCAAAUUUCCCCAGUGGUCCCAAGAGCAAUGCUUCAAAGGGGGAAUAUCAGCCUACAAUGCAGGUCUGGGGAAUGUGAGGACAUAUGAGCGUAUGGAUGUUGGCACAACAGGAGGAGACUAUGCCAAUGAUGUUGUUGCCAGAGCCCAGUGGUUCAAAAGCAAAGGUUACUAAAGAACAGCAUUUAUUGACCUGAAUAACUCAUACAUUAUGUGAAACUGAGGAACAGUGUCCUGUAAACCUUACCUGUAAGACUCAACUCACAUUUGGAAAAAUAGCAUAACUUGAUUUCUCAUCAUUAUUAUAUCUGCUUUAUUUGUAAAAUUAUUUACCAUAAUUAAAGUAAUUAAGCAGAAAUUAUAGAUCCUUUUUUAUAUAAUCCUUUUUUUUCUAACAAUGUUUUUAAACAGUUUCAGGUGUUUAUGAAGUGUGAUCAUUUCUAUCUUUUGAUUACCAGUGCUAGCUAGUGCUUUUUACAUAGUGCAUUACCCACAAUGAUAAACAAAUGUGAUGAAAUAAAACUCUUUAAUAAAAUAAUAAUAACAUAAAUAAAACAGCAGUUUUAACCCUA
Molecule: messenger RNA, 1035 nt
Organism: Myxocyprinus asiaticus (Chinese sucker)
Lineage: Eukaryota; Metazoa; Chordata; Actinopteri; Cypriniformes; Catostomidae
Product: lysozyme g-like
Exons: 5
Coding region: 81-638 (185 amino acids)
Biological process (GO): peptidoglycan catabolic process; defense response to Gram-positive bacterium
Cellular component (GO): extracellular region
Molecular function (GO): lysozyme activity
Source: RefSeq, a predicted model, not a curated record